Molecule: messenger RNA, 1285 nt
Organism: Nezara viridula (southern green stink bug)
Lineage: Eukaryota; Metazoa; Arthropoda; Insecta; Hemiptera; Pentatomidae
Source: the annotation of a GenBank genome assembly
CUUUGGGUUAUUAUUAAACUACGGAAAUUUGAAUACUUCCUGACAUGUUAUUAUUAUGUGAUUGUGCCGUCUAGUUUAUUUUAGCAGAAAUUGUAGACUGGCGAAAUGCUGCGUUAUAAACCUAAACUAAAUCCCACAUCUUCACCUAAAAACGAACCUAUUAGUUACAGUAGUUUUAAAGAAAUGUCCAAAUAUGACAAUUAUAAAAGGAAAUACAAGAAGAUGAAAAAGAUGGUGCAGGAACUUAUUUUUGAGAAUGCUGCUUUAUGUGAUCAAAUUGCUAUAUUGCAAGAGAAAACUUUGUUGCUGAUUGAAGAAAGGAAUUUUCUCUGGAAAAAACUUCAACAAUAUCAGCCAUAUGGAGACAAUGAUUCUCACUAUCGCACUCAAGGAAUGUCCCACAGUACUGAUGGAUCUGUUAAGAAGGGGUCAACGAAGCGGCGCAAUGAUAGAAUAGCUUCUGACUCAUCUGAAGUAAACAAAACACCUAAAAGUAGUAAGAAACCAUCCAGUUUGUGUAAGAAGAAAAAACUUGUCAAUUCUAUUCCAUUAGAUGCAAAUGGAAAACCAAUUUUUCCUAUAGUCUUAGGGGAUUUUACUGUGCACAGUCUUGGAGAGGUUUGUGAUAAAAGUGAAUAUCAUACAGAGGAGCUGAUUUAUCCUGUCGGGUAUUGCUCUACUAGGAUUUAUGGAAGCCUAAAGGACCCUGAAAAGCAGUGUGUUUACACGUGCAAGGUCAUGGAUGGAGGUCAAGCUCCUAGAUUUGAAAUAGUUGCUGACACAGACCUUGAUGUACCCCUCGUCAGUGGUUCUAUCGAUGAAUGCCAUUCAAUGCUUCUACAAUUGAUAAAUAAUUGCCUUGGUGCUGAAGUAGUAAACACUAAAGGUCGAGGAGCAGAUUUCUUUGGUAUGUCACAUCCAACGGUACAUCAUUUGAUACAGGCCUCUCCAGGUGUUAGGAAAUGUAAAGGAUAUGUAUGGACAAAAUUUGAGCAAGUUAGCCUGUCAUCUCAAAGUUCACCUGAUGAAUUAGAGGCUUCGUUGAGUUAUUCUGCUUUGCUUAGGUCUAUUUCAUUUUCAAAAUCUCAUCUUGAAAAUGUAAGAGAAAAAGAUGAAGAAUCAUUGCGUGGUAUUUUAUUAUCAUAACAUGUGUGAACAAUUUGUAUAGAUAAUCUUCUUCAUUAUUGCAUAAAACAGAUUUAUAUGAAAAAUAUUGUAUAUUUAUGUAUAUGUAUAUAUAUAAAUGUAAUUAAAUAAAACAUAAAUAUUUGCAACAUAUGUUUUU